AUGGCGACCACUACCACGACGACGACCAACGAGGCCAUCACGGCCGAGUCCAUCCUGCGCCUCUUCCCUGACAUCGACACCAGCACCGAGGCCCUCUCUGGCCACGACGCCGAGCAGAUCCGCCUCAUGGACGAGGUCUGCAUCGUGCUGGACGAGAACGACAAGCCCAUUGGCAACGCCAGCAAGAAGGCCUGCCACCUCAUGACCAACAUCGACAAGGGCCUCCUCCACCGCGCCUUCUCCGUCUUCCUCUUCGACCCGGCCGACAACCGCCUGCUCCUGCAGCAGCGCGCCUCGGAGAAGAUCACCUUCCCCGACAUGUGGACCAACACGUGCUGCUCCCACCCGCUGGGCAUCCCCGGCGAAACGGGCUCGAACCUCGAGGACUCAGUCGCGGGCGUGAAGCGCGCGGCGCAGAGGAAGCUGGAGCACGAGCUGGGCAUCAACCCCGGCCAGGUCCCUUUGAGGAUUUCCACUUCCUCACGAGGAUCCAUUACAAGGCCCCGAGCGACGGCAAGUGGGGAGAGCACGAGAAACACAGUCGACUACAUCCUCUUCAUCAAGGCCAAGGUCGACCUCGACAUCAACAAGAACGAGGUCCAGGCGACGCAGUACGUCAGCGCCGACGAGCUCAAGAAGCUCUUCCAGGACCCCACCCUCAAGUUCACCCCCUGGUUCAAGCUCAUCUGCGAGUCCAUGCUCUUUGAGUGGUGGCAGAGCCUCGACAACGGUCUUGAGAAGUACACCAACGAGCAGGAGAUCCGCCGCAUGUGA
Colletotrichum spaethianum is the source of this 774-nucleotide messenger RNA. Its product is annotated as isopentenyl-diphosphate delta-isomerase. Gene Ontology annotation, biological process: isoprenoid biosynthetic process; isopentenyl diphosphate biosynthetic process. Bases 1 to 774 code for a protein of 257 amino acids. The transcript has 3 exons. The record is from RefSeq and is a predicted model, not a curated record. Lineage: Eukaryota; Fungi; Ascomycota; Sordariomycetes; Glomerellales; Glomerellaceae. Gene Ontology annotation, cellular component: cytoplasm. Gene Ontology annotation, molecular function: isopentenyl-diphosphate delta-isomerase activity.